Molecule: messenger RNA, 1869 nt
Organism: Trypanosoma conorhini
Lineage: Eukaryota; Euglenozoa; Kinetoplastea; Trypanosomatida; Trypanosomatidae
Product: putative RNA helicase
Exons: 1
Coding region: 1-1869 (622 amino acids)
Cellular component (GO): nucleolus
Molecular function (GO): ATP binding; nucleic acid binding
Source: RefSeq, a predicted model, not a curated record
AUGAAUCUAUACAACUGGGAGGCCACGUCCGGCGCCCGCCGCGGCAAGGUAAAGAAGACGGGAACCGUUGUCCUCCACGCCAAUGACGCCGUAGACCUCGCUUUCGAGGCCCUGCAGAAAGAGUGCCCACUCAGCCGUGACGACCACCACUCUUCAGACGCCGACGCAAAUAAGGAAAGGAGGAAGGCGCCACUGAUGACCGCCGCCACGGCGAAGGCCUUGGUGAAGAAGAUGGGAUUUUCCAGCCUCUUGCCGUGUCAGGCGCAGUGCUACCGCGGCAUCUUUCAUCGGCGCGACGUUAUUCUUCAUAGCCGCACAGGCAGUGGCAAAACACUGGCGUACGCGCUGCCAAUCAUUGAGCGACACACGAUAUUGGAGACGCACGCCGCUGCGGCCGCAACCGGUCCGUUUCUGCUCAUCUUCGUCUUCAGCAACGAGCUAGCCGUGCAGACUAAGGGAGUGCUCAAGCGGCUUUACCCCAAGCUGCACAUUUGCGUCGCGGGGUUCGAGGACCUCACCACGCAGCGGUGCGACGUCGUGAUUGGCACCGUGCCCGCCCUGGACGCGGCCAUCCGAGGCCGGAAGUCUGAUGACGUUAAGCAGGGGGUGAAGCGAGGACGCCAGCAUGGGGGACACGCGGAAAGGGACGAAAAUGAGGAUGCAAGCGACGACAUGGAGGAAGAGGAGGAGGAGGAGGAGGAGCGAGAAGAAGAAGUGAAUGAGGAGGAAGAGAAUGAGGGCAACGACGCUGCGGAGGCCCUAGUGGCGGGCGCGGUGGACGCCUCUGACGUCCGCGCGAUUGUGAUAGACGAGGUGGACCUGACGCUUGGCCCCCGCUUCUCCAACGCUGGGCGCCGCAUGCGGAACCUCCUCAAGUUCAUUCGCAAGGCUAACGGCUCCUUGACCGAAGGCCUGAUGACUGACUUUCGCUCCCAUCACUACGUCCUCUGUGGCGCGACGAUCCCAAACUGGGUGCUGAAGGCCGGCUUCCUCGGCGUGAAGAAGUACUACUACCAACUUGUGACCGUCGGCACAGCGAAGCUGCCAGAAAAGCUGGAAUGCUUUACGAUGCAUUGCCCUUACAAGUCUCGCGUGGAAACGGCGGCGCGCCUGCUCGCCGCGGAGCGGUUUGGUCGCACGGUGGUGUUCGGCACCAGGCGCCAGAUUGAGCGGCUGGAGGCUGAGCUCGCGGCCAAGCCACUGGACUUGUCCUUUCGCUCGCUAAGCCCGUCCAAGGACGAGCUUGACAGGAUUGCCGCACUGGAAGACUUUAACGGCGGCGCCGCCAGUGUUAUCCUCUGCACCGAUCUUGCCGCCCGCGGCCUGGACUUUGUGGAAGUCGACGUUGUGCUCAUGCUUUCCCUGCCGGUGCACAACAUGGCCGUCGAGACGUUUGUGCACCGCGCCGGCAGGACGGCGCGCGCCUCCCACAGUGGCCGGUGUCUCCUGCUGCAGGAUGAAAGAGAGAAGGACACGCUGGAGGCUGUCCGAAAAAAUGCACACGCCGUCUUCAAGGUGUACCUGCCGCGUGGUGCGGCGGCGCAAAACGCGGAGGCCGCCACAUCGGCCGAAGGGAAAGCGAAGCCCCGCGCGGCAGCAGCUGUGGCCGGAACAACACCGGCAACCGUCACGUUUGCGCUAACGGUGAGGAACCCGUUCAGGUACACCAGGCCCACCGCCCAGGUGCCCUCGGCGCUGGAGGUGUUGAGGAAAAAUAUGGGGGAUCUCUUUGCCAACGCUAGCAGCGUCGUUGAGGACGCUAAGCGCGAGACAGUAACCUUUGCGUACCCCGCAGACGCGUCGCACGAGGUAAAGCAGAAACUGUGGAAGUUUGCACUGAAGGAGGUCACCGCAAGCCAAGAGGUGUAA